UCGAGACGAGAUCGCGAGAGCUAGAGCUUUGCUGCCACUGCACUGGCACUGGUGCCGAAAUCUUUGCUGUUUGCGUUUGGUCACACCGUGCCAGUAAAUUAUCUAGUUGUGUUUUCAAAGUGCAUGUCAGUCAUCGCGCACUGGGUGGUAGAAGUAUCCAUUCUUGCUGCCAAACAAAUAAUUGGAUACGAUAAACUCUGCUGCUGCUAUACCCUAUUCAAUUUUUGAUUAUUAUUAGUAUUCACUCGGUUUCUCAGCGGAUCGAGCUAUGGCGGUCGACAGCAAAUAUGCUGACCUUCCAGGCAUUGAUACCCAGCCUGAUGUGUAUGAAUCAUCGGAUGUUGCACCAAUGAACGUGCCAGCGCAGACUGAUGUUGGGAGUGAGUUUGUCGAGACUCUGACAAUCAACACACAAAAAUCCUUCGGCAUGUUCAAAGACAAGUACCUAGAUCCUCAUGGAGCAGACUUUUCUGACAGCCUUGGAAGCCAUAGACGUACAGGGUAUGAGGCGGGUGAUUUCUGCAGCUUGCGUGAACUUGAAAAGCCUGAAACACCAUUGCAGAAGUAUGAGCGACUGCAGCGUGAGUUACAAGAGUUGGCUGCUGAAGUGAAAGACAUGAAGGGGAGCGAGACAAGUGAGGGAGCAUCAGCUACUGCUGGUGGACCAUCGCAUGUGGAAUUCUCUCAACAAGUUGCAGUGUUACAGUCGCACUUGCUCAAUCUCCAGUCAGACACUCUAAGCAGCGUGAGCCAGCGCCCGGGACCAGCACUCCAGGCAGACCUCUCGAAGAAGCUGCUGUCACAAGUGGAAGCCUUCUCUGACCGCACGGCCGGUGCAGCUAGUGCAGCAGUAGACACAACGCAGAAAGAUGCCGCCGCAGACGGCAUUUCGUACAAUGUCUACUAUCAGCCUGCCCAGACAGCGUUCUCUGGCUUGUCGAAGGCAAGUGAGCUGGAGCAGCGGCUUGCGCAGUUGGAAAAGCUACUGGGUAAGGAUAGCCGAUCGCUGACAACAAUUACCAGCGGAGUCGCCGGUGCCAAUGGUGACCUGCUGUCGGCUAUGUCUGUUCUGCAGUCCAAAAUGGCGCUGCUGGAGCCUGGCUACGCUGAAGCUGUGAAUGGACGUCUUGCUACGUUGCUGCACAACUUAAAGCAGCUGCAGCAGAGCAAAUCAGCGGAAGACGAGGCCAAAAAGACCAAAGUGGCAGAAUUAUAUGACAUGGUCAAUCGAUGGGACUCCGUUGCUGUUGCGGUGCCCGAUCUGCUUAGCCGCCUCAAGUCUUUGAAAUUGCUCCAUGAGCAGGCGACACACUUUGGCAACACACUACGUGACGUCGACAUUGGCCAGCAGCAAAUCAAUGGUCGGUUGGAAUCACAGUCUAAAGUCUUGUCAGACCUCAAAGAAAGCCUUCGUGUUAACAUGGAGAGCAUCCAGACCAAUUGCCAGAAUCUUGAGUCACGGAUACAGCGUCUCAUGGAAAGCUAAGUCCAUGUGAACCUUCUGUGUGUGUGUGUGUGUGUGUGUGUGUGUGUGUGUGUGUGUGUGGCCAGGGUGGCACAUGGUGUGUGUGUGUGUGUGUGUGUGUGUGUGUGCGUGCCUGCGCUUGCAAAUCAUUUUCAGCUAGAGUUAUAGCGAUCACUGUCGAUUUCUGAAUUGGCAUCAUGAAAACACAUAAAAUAUGCUGAUAGCAGUUUGCAUUUUGUCCUUCCCGUUUCGUGCUUUUCGUUUGUAUCUGUUGCCAAUAUUUCUGCUCUUAUUUUUUAGUCGCGCACUCGAUUCCGGUCCCUACGGAACUGAAUGUUGUCACAGGAACUGCAAGACUGUGCUGCCCUGUUUGCUUUUGCUGCCCUUGCCCAACUUGAUGCCCUGGUUUCGCUGCUUCUUGCUUCUGUCAGGACAUUUUGUGUUCAUAUGGCUUUUAGUAGA
This is a messenger RNA of Sycon ciliatum, 1927 nucleotides long. RefSeq names its product dynactin subunit 2-like. Gene Ontology annotation, cellular component: dynactin complex; centrosome; cytoplasm. Gene Ontology annotation, biological process: mitotic spindle organization. The record is from RefSeq and is a predicted model, not a curated record. The transcript has a single exon. Bases 269 to 1486 code for a protein of 405 amino acids. Lineage: Eukaryota; Metazoa; Porifera; Calcarea; Leucosolenida; Sycettidae.